CUUGUUUUCCGUGUGGGACGAUUUGAUUGGAACGUGGACGGUCUUUUCGAGGCUUUAUUUUUCUUAAAUGUUUUGGUCAACGUCAACCGACUCUAUUCGUCAAUUUUAGUUCUGAAUGUCUCGAAAGAAAAUCAUUUACAUAUUCAACAAAUAUCUUUCCUGCUGUUCUGUUCUUUCUUAUCUGCGUGUCAACACUCCAAUCAUCUUCUCAAUAUUUAAUAAUAUCUAGUAUGUCUCUUAUUCCGGAAUUCAACCACCUUAAAAUUCCACUUGAAGCCAUCAAAUUAGCCACAGAAAACUUUUCCGACUGUAACGUCAUCGGUCAUGGUGGAUUUGGGAGGGUGUACAAGGGUCAACUCCCAGUCAUCCCCGCCUCUUCCACCAGGCCAUCCACCACCGUCGCUGUAAAAAGGUUAGAUGUGAAGUGCGGGCAGGGAGAAAAAGAGUUUUUGAUGGAGAUCGUGAUGCUCUCAAGUUACAAACACGAGAAUCUCGUCUCUCUUGUUGGAUUCUGUGAUGAAGGUGAUGAAAAGAUCAUUGUGUAUAAUCAUGAGAUUCAUGGAAGCCUCGAUAAUCACUUAGCCACUGAUCAUCUUACAUGGGCGCAAAGGAUUCAUAUAUGUCUUGGUGCUGCUCGAGGACUAUAUUACCUGCAUAACGAUGUAGGAGAGGGGCACAGGGUGCUACAUCGCGACAUAAAGAGCUCAAAUGUUUUGUUGGAUGAGAAUUGGAAUGCAAAGAUUUCUGAUUUUGGGUUGUCUAAAAUAGGCCCCACAAACCAGGAGUUUACUUUUCUUGUCACCAAUGCAGUUGGGACAUUAGGUGUUAUGUGGAAGGCCAGCAAUGAUUAGAAAAUAUGAUGAUGAACGUAGGUUCUUAUCUCACUUGGUCACACUUCGUUAUAAAGAAAGAAACAUAGAUGAAAUCAUUUUUCCUGAAAUACGGAAACAAGCAAAACCAAAUUCAUUGCAAACAUUCAGAAAGAUUGCUUAUCAGUGCCUCAGUAUGGAUCGGAAACAACGUCCAACAAUGGCAGUGGUUAUCAAACAACUACAAAUCUCGUUGGAAUUUCAAAUCGGUCAGCAACGAUUUUCACAAGCUGAAAGAGACCAUAGAGAAAAGAAUAACUUGAUGCAUCGUACUUCCAAAGUAUUUUUUUCUGUAAUGAAAAAUCUCUUUUUGUUCUCUAAUAGGGUGAAUAGUGAUAGAUCUAAUGAUCGAGGUAAUUCAUACUUAGAAGAAGAUAGCCCGGGAAUAAAAGAGUUCCAAAUAAUUGGGGAUGCUAAACCUGGAGGUAAACUUCUAGUGUGUGGAUUUCCAUUGCAUGGGACCUCACAAUGCAUGUUUCAGUGGGUUCAUUACCAUCGAGAUGUUACUUUGGAGUACAUUGAGGGAGCCACAAGUCCAGAGUAUAUAGUUACAGCUGAUGAUGUUGAUAAACUUAUUGCUGUUGAAUGCAUACCAAUGGAUGAUCAUGGUCGUCAGGGGGAAAUAGUCCGACUUUUUGCCAAUGAGCAAAACAAGAUAAUCUGUGAUCCAGAAAUGCAAGAAGAGAUAGACAAAUAUAUGGCAGCUGGUCAAGCAUCAUUUAGUAUUUUGCUUCUGAUGGAUUCUUCCGAGAAUCGGGAGCAAACAACUUUCACUUUAAGGCGAUCAAACUACCAAGUAAAGAUCAAUCGGACACAAGAAAUUUUCAUCCAAGGGGAAUAUACCAAUGAUGUAUCGAUAAAGAUCCCUUCAGGUCUUCCUACACAAUUUGUGUUGACAUAUUCGGAUGGUUCUUCACAUCCUUUUAAUACUUUCCAGGAUGCUCGAAUGCGAGAUACACUGGUGCUCACAAUGAGAAUGUUCCAAAGAAAGGUAUUGGAUGAAAGAAGGAAUGCAACAUGAAACUUUUAUUCUUCGAUAUAGACACAAGUAUUAUAUAUUCUUUGUAGAAAUGAAGUAAAGAACAAGAAGACACUUUUAGAAGGUUUUGCGGUUUAGAUUGUAAUCAAUGAGUGAGAGUGAAAACAAUGGUGUAUUGAUCUAAAAGUUAAUAAAAUACUUACUUUUGGCGUUA
Messenger RNA from Lactuca saligna, 2062 nucleotides. Lineage: Eukaryota; Viridiplantae; Streptophyta; Magnoliopsida; Asterales; Asteraceae. The record is from the annotation of a GenBank genome assembly.